AUGCAGACGCUGGGCGACAACUCGUCUCCAAAGGUUGACUUCGGUACGAAAUGCAACUGUGAGGAUGGAGUUACGGGCAAUGCGGGAAGACCUAAAGCAAAGCUGAGGGGAAUCCCGCCUCAAAGGGGGCUGACCUUUCGCCAAUCAGUAUCAGCCUGUAAGAAGAAGGUUCAUAAUCUGGAGAACCGCUUGGACCAGAUUGAGAACCACCCGGCGGAGACCCCCCCACCACACUAA
Arctia plantaginis is the source of this 237-nucleotide messenger RNA. The record is from the annotation of a GenBank genome assembly. NCBI's taxonomy places the organism in Eukaryota, Metazoa, Arthropoda, Insecta, Lepidoptera, Erebidae.